Molecule: messenger RNA, 1353 nt
Organism: Gordionus sp. m RMFG-2023
Lineage: Eukaryota; Metazoa; Nematomorpha; Gordioida; Chordodea; Parachordodidae
Product: proteasomal ubiquitin receptor ADRM1-B-like
Exons: 8
Coding region: 4-1134 (376 amino acids)
Cellular component (GO): proteasome regulatory particle, lid subcomplex; cytoplasm; nucleus
Molecular function (GO): endopeptidase activator activity; proteasome binding
Source: RefSeq, a predicted model, not a curated record
GGCAUGGCUUCUAUAAAAAUUGAAAAUUUAAUUGAAAUGAAAGCUGGUAAGAUGUAUUUAAAAGGCGAUACCAUUUUCCCCGAUAAACGUAAAGGGCUUUUAUAUUUAUAUCGUUCUGAUGAUGCCCUUGUACAUUUCUGUUGGAAGGAUCGAACAACUGGUCUUGUUGAAGAUGAUUUAAUCUUGUUUCCUGAUGAUGUGGAAGUAAAAAAAAUUGAAUCUUGUAAAGAUGGUAGAAUAUAUCUUCUAAAAUUCAAAUCUGCCCAAAACAAACAAUUUUAUUGGAUGCAAGAGUCAAAAGUUGAAAAGGAUGAAGAGAAUUGGAAAAAAAUUAUAGAUAUUGUUAAUGGGGAUAAUGAAUCAGAAAAUAUGGAUCAUGAAAGCACCAUGAACAAUUUUAAUUCUGAUUUGUCAAGUAUCAAUUUAGGAAAUAUGAAUGAUAGUGACCUGCAGACAUUAUUAGGGAGCUUGAAUAGAAAUCAAUUAGUUCAGUUGUUAUCUAAUAAUUUGGGUAAUCUUAGUAGCAUUCUGGGUAUGAAUUCUAAUGCUUCUCAAAGUUCCCUCAGUAAAAUUAAUAAAAGGUUAGGUGAACAAUCUGGUACCAAAGCAGCGGCAUAUAUUCAGGAUUCCGCUAGUACAGAUACUAAAUCUAACAAAUUAUAUUCACAAGCUCAAAAACCAAAUGAUAAAAAAAUGCACAAGAAAAUUGAAUUGUCAUUAUUACAAAAUGUCUUAUCAAAUUUAGAUAAGUCAACUAAUCCUCCCAUCGAAGCUGAACAAAACAAAAUUGUAGAUAAAUGUUCUGACUUCUUUAAAUUAGAUCUCAUUAAUAAUGUUUGCACCUCCCACAGUAAUGUUAAAGAUCUUAUGACUUACCUUCCCCAAAGACCUUCAAAUUAUGACAUAUCUGAUCAAGAAUAUGUCAAAGAAAAUUUAUUAUGUCCUCAAUUUAAACAAGCAUUUCGAGUAUUUUACCAAGCCUUUUUAUCUGGUCAGUUAACCUCUUUGAUACAAGGUUUCGGAUUUAAAGGGAAAGUCGUUGACGCUUGUACCAAUGGAGACUGGGCACAAUUUAUUCAAGCUUUAGAUGAGCAUCAUCAGAAUCUAAAGAAAGAUAAUCAUAGUUUGGAUUAACCAGAAAAACAAAUUUACAUUAAAAAAUAUAUUUUUCUAAAUGAAAUGAUUUGUACGUUUAUGUUAAUAUUUAUUUUUUGUUUGGUAAAUUUAAAGUUCGAUUUUUUACGAAAAAUUAUAAAAUUACGAAUUUUAUAAAAAUUUAUAGCAAAAAAAAAUUUUCAAUAAUUGCAUAGUUUUUAUUCAGAAAACUUCCCGUAUAAUUUUUCUAAUAAAUGA